Molecule: messenger RNA, 4968 nt
Organism: Cucurbitaria berberidis CBS 394.84
Lineage: Eukaryota; Fungi; Ascomycota; Dothideomycetes; Pleosporales; Cucurbitariaceae
Exons: 3
Coding region: 285-4715 (1476 amino acids)
Source: RefSeq, a predicted model, not a curated record
CCCCGACGUGUGCUCUCCUCAAUGGUGGAUGCAGUAUCUGGCGACUAGUAGAGUAGAGGAAGAAUGCGUGGGUGCGAAGAUGCGCUGUCGUUCGCUGUGUCGACGAGCGGGUGAGGCUCCCCCCACAUUAUCCAGCGCAUUGAAGAAGUGGCUGCCGGGAGUCUUGCGGAGGAGGUUUGAGCAGCAUCCUCUCUACACCCUACUAUCCACAACCUCCAGUGUAGCUCUAGCACAUUUCUAUUGAAUUGCUACGGUGCAGCCCACGAUUCUCCACUCUCUCCCAAAUGGAGGCACCUACCCCGGCUAGCGAGGCCGCCGGCGAUGCAGCUCUCCCGGACCUGUCAGUGACGACGAGUCCGACGCGAAAAAAACUGCCCGCGCCCUCUACGCCCACCUCGUCUCUCCGGCGCAAGAUGGCCUCUAAUGCGCCCUCCUCAGCCUCCAAAGAUGCUAUCCCGCCCCGUCGGCCUACAACAACAGGCGGCCUCGCGACGGCGGGCGCUCGCCGCCCAACCGCAACAGCCAGCAGCGCGCGAGCAUCGACUACCGCGUCGAAACCACCGACCACCUCAUCUUCACGGACCAACACCGUCGGGUCCAGCUUGAACAAGCCGCCGACGCGUCCGACACCAAGUACAACCGCGAGGAGGACGGGACUAGCUGGCAAGGCUACCUCGUCAGAUGCAGAGCCCGACCUGUCGUCAGUGACAUCAGGGGACGAGAACAGGAAGCGUACGGUGCGCAGGACGCCCGUAACAUCGAGUGCCCCUACACGGCCAUCACCAGUGAAGACGACGUCAAGAUCUUCAAUUGCCCCUGCUUCUUCAUCUACCACCACAACUGCGAAGCGACCCCUGACGACGCGGCCAGCUGCAGAAGCCUCGACAAGCCGCCCAACUCCCCGUGCAUCACUUGCACCCUCGACGAGGACGACGACUACUACUACCACACGUCCUGCCACGACCACAAGAGCCGCGCCAGGCAGUGCAGCAAAGCCGCCUAUUGGUCACGCGAAGAAGCUGUCGGUGCCUACGGCACCCGCACUACCAGUGGCUAGCGAUGCCGCCCCAGAGGAAUUGGGCAGCCCCAUUGACGCCUCUCCCCGCAGGAAUGGCCCUCUCAAGGAAAAGGCGGUCUCCGAUGCCGAAAUCGAGAUUAGGAAGAAGGCACUCGGCCCCGUUAAAGCUGCCCUGGCCAAGCUCGGCGAGGAAACACAACGACCCGGUACAGCUCCUACCGGUUCUGCAGAGAUUGACGCCGAGACCAAGAGGCGCAGCGUGGAGAUUAUGCAGGACUUCUUCAAGGAGACCAAUAUGCGCGAGAAACUGCAGGAGCAGUGCGAUGACCUCGGUCGCGAAGUCGACAACCUGCAGUCGGAGAAGGUGAAACUGAAGAAGCAGCUGGCAGAUGCGCAGGCGGCCAUUGUGGAGAAGGACAAAGCCAUCGCUGGCGCGUUGCCGUUUACCGAGUCGGACCAGAACGCCCACACUACGCUUGUGGAAGACAUGGAGAAGAAAUUUGCACAGGAGACCAAGCAAUUGGAAGAGCAGAGCCAGCAACUCGAGGUCGAGAAGAAGGAGGCAGAGGACAAAUCUGCGCUAGAAGCCGCACGGGCGGCAGAACUGCAGCAGGUACUGGACGACCUAAACAGCGAGCUUGAAGAGCAAGGUCGCGAGUGGGACGCCGAAAAGAAGAAACUUGUGGAGCAGGCCACCCAGCUUGAACAACUCACCAAAGAAGUCGCGACCCUGAAAGACGAACGGGACUCCCUCGCCAAGGAGUUGGCGAGCGCCAAAGAGACUCUUGAAAACCUUCACACCAAGCUUGCCGAACUCGAGCAAAGCCAAUCAAAUGAUCUUACAUCGCGAGACGAGAAGAUCGACGAGCUUACCAAGACUGUCGACCAUUUACGAGAGGAGUUGGCCACUUCUGAGCAACAGCACGGCGAUGCGUUGCAAGAAGCACAACGAUCCCUAGAAUCACAGUCGUCCGAACUGUCAGCAGUUGUUCAAGAGCUUCAGUCCAAGGUUGAGUCACUAGAACAAGAGCAUUCCGAACAGCUUCGUCUCAAGGAUGAGACUAUUGCAUCUCAUACCAAGACCCAGAAAGAGUUACAGGAGGACUUGAGCAAUCUUCAGCAACGUGCUGACCAAGCCACAACAGACCUGGAGAGCGAGCGCAGCGCGCAUGCGAAGAGUAUUCAAGAGAAGAUUGAUGAGCUGCAAAAGAGCUCAGAGACUGAGUUACGCGUCAAGGAGGAAGAGGUCUCGGGUCAUCUCAAAUCAAUCGACGGCCUGCAAGACCAGAUCAAGGCGCUCCAGCAAGGGUCAACCGACGGCGCCAAGGUAGCCGAAGAGCUGCACAAGCAAAUCGAGGAAUUGAAACAAUCGCAUGAUGCUGCGCUCAAGGUCAAGACAGUCGAGAACGAUGAGCUCCUUCAACAAUUGGAUGCUUUCAAUGACCAGCUCAGUGCCGAUGCGGCUGAGCUUGAUGUACUAAAGGACGAAGCAGAAGGUCUCAGAAGGACCAUCCAUACACUCGAACAGGUUUCGCAGCAGGAAGAAUCGCAAAACGCUGCCAAGAAUGCCAAGGUUCAUGCUGAGCUGAACGAGGCCAAGAAGACAGCGGAAUCGUUCAAGACUGAGCUAGAUGCAAUGCAAGUGAAGCAUCGGAAUGAUUUGCGAGCGCUGGGUGAGGAUCAUGAAGGCAAGAUUGAGUCUCUACGAGCCGAUCUUGAGGGCGAUGCAAAGAACCGCCUGAAUUCACUGCAGACUGAGUUCGAUUCACUCGUGGCCGAGAAGAGUACGACACUGGAGCAGCACGAGAAGGCGCUUCAUGAGCGAGCUCAGGAGAUCGAGCUGUUGAAGAAUGAGCUGUCGACGCUCAAGGAGAGCUCGGCAUCCGCAUCCGAAAGCCUUACUGACGCAAUCGCCAAAUACAAGCAAGCCGAAGAAGAAAAGACUAUUCUAGAGGACGCUCAGACUACCUCGCAGAAGCUGGUGGCGGAUCUCCAGGCUCGCGUCGAUGCUUUGACGAAGGAAGUCGCCGAUGUUGGGGACCUACAGGCUCAACUUGACAUAUUGACAGAAGAAAAGGGCGCCGCAGAGGACACCCAUGCAAAAUCACAGAAGAUUGUCACCGACCUCCAGGCCCGCCAUGAUUCUCUAUUGGAAGAGAAGACCGCUGCAGAGGAUGCGCAUAGCCGGGCACUUGAGGCCUUGAAACAGGACUCGGAAAGUACAUUGAAGCAACUUCUCGGCGACCUUGAAACGAAGCAUGACACCUUGCUGGGAGAGAAACAUGAACUCGAGAAAACCCACAAGAUCGAGAUUGAUAACUUGCAGACUCAGCGAGAUGCCUUCUCCAAGCAGCUCUCAGACCUUGAGGGAGCACACAGUGAUGUCUUGGUUCAGCAAUCGACUACCCAGGAAUCACAUGCCAAGGCGCUUGAGGCUCAACAAGCGGAAAUCGAGCAGAAGUACGCCAACUUGCUGGAAGCCCUUCAGGCCGAUACCACCAGGCUUGAGCAGGAGAAGUCAGCAGCACUCUCAGAUAAGCAAUCUGCUCUCAACGAACUGGGUGCUCUCAAGAAAGAGUUGAACUCGGAAAUUGAGGAGCUUAAAGCUCAACUGGGUUCGAAAGAGGACUCUGGCUCAGCUGGCCUUGCGGAAGCUACCAGGAAAUAUGAAGCACUUCUCGUCGAGAAAGACGAAGCUGACAAGAACCACGAAGCCACCGUCGCUCUACUCCGCGAUUCACUAAAGGAGGAUCAUCAGAAAGUCCUGGCUGAGUUGCAGUCCGAAUACGACACGCUACAGCAAAGGCUCGCGAAGACAGAUCAAGAGCAUGGAGAUGCUAUCGAGCUACUAAAGGAAGAGUUCAAGGCGGGCCACUCAAAUGAUGUCCAAGCCCUACAGCAACAACUAGAGGCUCUUCAGAAGCAGCACAAUGACCUCGCCGAGCAGAAGGCUUUCAUGGAUAAGGCUCACGAGGAGGCCAUCUCUGAGCUGAUGGUGGGCAUGGAGGCUAGUACAUCGGACGCGGUUCAGCAACUGCAGAAGAAAUACGACGCACUUGCCGCCCAGCUGGAAGAAGCAGAAUCGAGGCAUGCCACUGAGCUGGAACAAGCGACAAAGAAUCACGGCGCCAAACUUGAAGCUACCAAACAGGAUGUUACCGAGCAACAAACCCUGUACAGGGAUCUUCUUCAACGGCACGAUAAAGCCACCGCUGAUGCUAACGCCACAGCUGAAGACGUAAAACAUCUCAUGAAGAAGAUCAACGAAGUCGAGACUGAGCGCGACCAAGCCCUCACGGCCUCCGAAGAAGCUGAAGACCGCAUUGAAACGAUGAAGGGUGAAGUCGUACGAAAGCAUCUUGCCCGCGUCGAACCACUCGAGAAGGAAAACGCCUUCCUAUCUGACAAAGUCGAGCGCCUCGAAGCCAUCAUCGCAGCAGGCGACCGAGUCGCCCGUGCGGCAGCCACAAUGGGUGAAAAACGCAGCAUGAACACCUUAGCCGAGGAAGACGAAGAAACGGACGAAGAUGCCCUGCCUGGCGCCCAACCGCCCACGCUGAAUGGGGCAUCGAAGGAUGUAGUCGGUACUCAGUUGGCCGCCAUGCAGGAGACGUUGAAUCAACUCAGUGAGUUGAAUAACGAUGCCAUUGCCGAAAGCUCGAGGACGGCGCAAAGGCUCACCGGGGAGCAGGACUAGUUUUCUCUGCUUCAGUGAGUUGUAUAGAAAUAAGUGGUGUUGAUAUGUUACGGUAGCCUUUCUAGCCUUUCGAGACGGUGAUGUCGUUUUGCUGUAUUCCAUUCUUUUUUCUUACCACCACAUAUUGUUGUUGUUGUAAUUAGUAUCGCCUCAUGUCUGUAGGUGAGUUUGCCGCUUUGUGUUACGGCACUAUACCCACUCACUGUUAUUCGCUGGAAGUUGUCAAAGAAUAUAUACUGUUCGUUGUUCUCCG